AUGGCCGAGGUACAAGGUUCUUAUCACCCUGCUUUCAACACAGUGCGAGAUCUCUUGCAGCAAAAGAUUGCAGAUGGUAGUGAAAAUGGCGCUUCCCUUGUUAUCAAUAUCGACGGCAAAGAUGUCGUGGAUCUCUGGGGUGGUUAUAAAGACCUGAGCCAGUCUAAGCCAUGGGACAAAGACACUAUCGCUUGUAUUUGGUCGUCUACCAAAAUUCCUACUCUCUUGGCUGCUCACAUCCUUGUCGACCGUGGCCUUUUGGAUGUAAAUGAGAGAGUCGCGACAUACUGGCCUGAAUUCGCGGCAAAUGGCAAAGAGAACGUGAAGGUUUCCCAUAUCCUGAGCCAUUCUUCUGGAGUUCCUGCCUUUGAUGGCGGAAUCACUAUCGAGCAAAUGCAAGAUGAAGAGACAGCAGCUAAGCGGCUUGCAGAGCAAGCUCCCUGGUUCCCACCAGGAACCCAAAGUGCAUACCAAUAUACCAACUACGGUCUUCUAGUGGGUACGAUCGUUCAGCGUAUCACGGGACAGCCUUUAGCCCAGUUUAUUUCUGAAAAUAUCACUACACCUUUGGGGGUUGAUUUCCAGCUUGGUCUCUCCGAGAAGGAUGAGCCGAGGACUGCUGAGAAUAUUCCGUUCCCACCGGAAACUGUACCUUCCUCAGAAGGCCUUGAUCCUACUACAAGUAUCUUACUUCGAUCUCUUAUCGGAUCUUUGUUAGAUCCUACAACCCCUAGUAACCCAACAUUCAGAAAGUCUCAGAACGGAGCUUCAGGAGGAUUCUCGAAUGCACGUGCUUUAGCAACUAUUGGAUCUAUUGUUACUCUUGAUGGUGUCGUCAAUGGGAAAAGGAUUCUUUCCUCCCAAACUGUUGAUAAUAUGCUGAAGGAGCAAAUCAGAUUACCUGACGAAAAUAUCAUGACAAACUCCCGCUUCGCCCUUGGACUUGCACUUCCAUCAAGCGAUGGAGUGCUCCCAUAUGUCCCAGAAGAAGAGGGCAUUAGUUUUUGGGGCGGUUUCGGAGGGUCUGCGGUCAUCAUGGAUCGCGGCCGGCGGAUGACUAUAUCAUACAUCCCGAAUAAAAUGGAGUUCAGGGUGGUUGGAAAUUCGCGCUUUGAUGUUUAUUUCCCCGAGAUCUACAAGGCUUUUGAGGCUUAUGGCAAGGCUUAG
Penicillium angulare is the source of this 1167-nucleotide messenger RNA. RefSeq names its product serine hydrolase domain-containing protein. NCBI's taxonomy places the organism in Eukaryota, Fungi, Ascomycota, Eurotiomycetes, Eurotiales, Aspergillaceae. Bases 1 to 1167 code for a protein of 388 amino acids. The record is from RefSeq and is a predicted model, not a curated record. The transcript has a single exon.